Nothobranchius furzeri (turquoise killifish) is the source of this 4166-nucleotide messenger RNA. It is a transcript of the gene esrrb, whose product is annotated as estrogen-related receptor beta. Gene Ontology annotation, molecular function: estrogen response element binding; nuclear receptor activity; steroid binding. The record is from RefSeq and is a predicted model, not a curated record. Lineage: Eukaryota; Metazoa; Chordata; Actinopteri; Cyprinodontiformes; Nothobranchiidae. Gene Ontology annotation, biological process: regulation of transcription by RNA polymerase II; nuclear receptor-mediated steroid hormone signaling pathway. Gene Ontology annotation, cellular component: nucleus; chromatin.
CUCCCACAUACUCAUCUAUACAUAAACACACAUACACAACACACAUGCGCACACACUCAAUUCAUCAGAGCCCCACAUACCUGUGCAGGCUGGGGGGGAGCGGAGCUGGAGGGGCUUCUCGGCAGCGUUGUCUCUGAGGGUGCUGUGCCAUCAUUUGGGGGAAGAAGCCGGUCUCAGUUGUUUUCUCUUUCCUCUUCCUCUCAUUCCUGGAAUGCUAAAACUGGACUGAUGGACAUUUCUGAACUUUGUCUUCCAGACCCUCUCAGCUAUCAUAACCAGGCUUUGUUGUCCAAUUCAUUAGAGAGAUUCCUGAGUCCAAUGGCCACGCUGGAGCACUCUCAUUUCUGGCUGCUGAAUAGAAUGGCCGCUGAUGAACGGCAUCUACCCUCCAGCUGUGGGUCCUACAUCAAAACUGAGCCAUCCAGUCCCUCCUCGGUCAUCGACACAGUCAGUCACCACAGCCCCAGUGGCAACUCGGACGCCAGCGGUGGCUAUGUCAACACCAUGAACAGCCACUCGAACGGCCUGGACUCUCCGCCCAUGUUCACCCCCAGCGGGCUGGGUGCCGGCUCCUGCCGCAAGCGCUACGACGACUGUUCCAGCACCAUCAUGGAGGACUCGUCCAUAAAGUGUGAAUACAUGUUGAACUCCCUCCCCAAGAGGCUGUGCCUGGUGUGUGGAGAUAUAGCCUCGGGGUAUCACUAUGGGGUAGCUUCUUGUGAGGCCUGCAAAGCCUUUUUUAAAAGGACAAUACAAGGUAACAUAGAAUACAGCUGUCCUGCCACAAAUGAAUGUGAGAUCACAAAACGGAGACGCAAAUCAUGUCAGGCCUGUCGCUUCAUGAAAUGCCUCAAAGUGGGGAUGCUCAAAGAAGGUAAGAAGAGGGUUCGUUUGGACCGUGUGCGAGGGGGCAGACAGAAGUACAAGCGGAGGCUGGACGCAGAAAACAACCCGUACCUGGGCUUGACACUCCCCCCUCCGACCAAAAAGCCUCUGACAAAGAUAGUGUCUCACCUGUUGGUGGCAGAGCCGGAGAAGAUCUAUGCCAUGCCUGACCCCACCAUGCCGGAGAGUGACAUCAAGGCUCUCACCACGCUGUGCGACCUAGCUGACCGAGAGCUGGUGGUCAUCAUUGGCUGGGCUAAACACAUCCCAGGAUUCUCCACCCUCUCCCUGGGAGACCAGAUGAGUUUACUGCAGAGUGCCUGGAUGGAAAUCCUCAUCCUCAGCAUCGUGUUCCGCUCACUGCCGUACGAGGACGAGUUGGUGUACGCAGAGGACUACAUCAUGGACGAGGAGCACUCGCGGCUGACGGGCCUGCUCGACCUGUACGUCUCCAUCCUGCAGCUGGUCCGCAAAUACAAGAAGCUCAAAGUAGAGAAAGAGGAGUUUGUGACCCUCAAAGCCAUCGCUCUCGCCAACUCAGACUCCAUGCACAUAGAGGACAUGGAGGCGGUCCAGAAGCUGCAGGACGCUCUCCAUGAGGCCCUGCAGGACUUCGAGAGCAGCCAGCAUCAGGAGGACCCACGGCGGGCUGGCAAACUGCUCAUGACACUGCCUCUGCUGAGGCAGACGGCCACUAAGGCUGUGCAGCACUUUUACAGCAUCAAGGUGCAGGGCAAGGUGCCCAUGCACAAACUCUUCCUGGAGAUGCUGGAGGCCAAGGUCUGAUGGAAGGACCAGGAGGCCAAUCGGCUACGGCAUCAGUGAAGAGCAACAUUAAGGACACGGAAAAUGACUUGAACCAAGGCUGGGGGUUCUUGGGAGGGGGAGACACAUGGACAGUGCAGGACGGAGACUGAUAUCCUUUGCUCCUCCUCUUCCUUGAAUCAUGGGACACAACAUAAUAAAAAAAACAAGUGGAAAACGUGGGUAUUAGUAUAAAUAUUAAAAUGAUGCAGAUUAAUUUAAAUAUAUAAGAAAUGCUAUGUACAGUUUUUUUCUUUUAUUUUGGUAAUUGUCAGUGCUGCACAUGAAGAAGGACCCUUCUGCUACUCAGCAUCUUCAGAAUGAGCAAAUCUUUUUUCAGAAAGCAAAAGUUCCUAAAACUCAUUCAGGAAAAAGCUACGGUGUCAGCAACUGUACCUGGACUCACUUGUCUCGCUCUUGCGUUUUUUAGCCUGGACUCAACCAGGACAUGUAAAUAUUUAUUAUUUGGAAGGUUGAGUGUACAGUUCAAAGUCUGGCGAACCUGGUGGCCAUUUUUCUCCUCCUGCAAAAGAAAAAAGAAAAAAGCUGAAACGAGGGAAGAUGUUGCCUAAAUGUGAACUCUUUUAUCAGUUAAAAUGUCCUUGGAUAUACCUCCCCAGAGCAGUGUGAUCUUCACGUACUGGUCUGGACUGGGACCUUUGCUGGUCACAAAUCUAGCAUCGACAGGUCAAAUAGUUAAUCGUCUUAUGUAGUAACUCAGUAAUAAAGAGAGCUGUUGGAAAGCUGGGCUAAUUUCCUAUCUUUCAUGUGCUUUUUUUAUGCUGCUGUUGCUUCUCAGACACACAAGUUUUGCAGUCGUAAUUCCCCGUUCCUGAAGAGGUCUGCAUGGGUGGUUCUCGUGCUCUAAAACUUAGAUUUGGCCAUUGGUUAAGCCUGUGGAAAUUGCUUCUCAACAUGCAAAUAGAUGACCUGAUUCAGCCUAGGUGAAAGAUGAUCAGCAGGCUUUUGGUCUGGAAGUUUCAAAGGAUUUAUGGCGAGUGGCAGGAGUCUGAGAUUCCGUGUUCAAACAAUCAGAGGCCCGCAUGUCAGCCGUGCUCUAUUUUUGGGCCUCUUAAGCCUGUGGCCGAGUCAUCCCACACACAGGGAGCAAGGUGUCCAGCAUCUGCUCUCGCCGUUUUAGACACCUCCCGUCUUUUAAUAGGCACGCCUGCUUUUAUAGGACUCCGACCAAACGGAGGUGAACGGCAGGUGCAAGCCAGAAGCCGUGGCCCAUCACAGCGGGCUUAUUUUUACCCAGUGGGAGGCUGUUUUCUGCACAGGAGUACAGUAGGCACGUGAAACAGCACCUCUUGACCUCAUGUUGACACGGUGGCCGGUGCAGAGUAACACCCUUCCCCACCGGCCAGGAGGCAGGCAUCUGUGAUGAGAACGCCGAGUGCCCAAUCAUGCACAUGUGAACAGCUAUGCAAGAAACAAAAUGUCAUCACGCCUCAAAGGGGAAACGGCAACUCGACAGUGUGUCUGUACAAGGUGUGAUCUCUGGUGGGGAGACCGAUACCCCCCACUCAUCGAGUUUAGCUACAGGUUCAUUACGAUAAGUGUGCCGUCCACUGCUCUCCUCGUGGAGAGGAUUUUGUCACACUGUGAUCAAAGGGAUCCGUUCGAGCUGCAGCCAUGCCCGUGAUGCCAAAACCAGGCGUGCGUUUCUACACAGCCACCUGAUUGGCCACCAAAUGGAGGAAGGCUAUCUUCUGUUCAUCAAAAACUUAAACUAGUCCAAUGUUCUAAUGUAGAGGAUAAAAACUACUGUUGUGCAAUACAACGGGACCAAUUCUGACUGGUCAUGCUAAAGGCAUGCUUUUGGCAAAAUGUUCAUUGUUUGGUGAAAUAAGUUCAUUUACUACAAUCUAUCCUGCAACACCAAUAAAUAAAUAAUGUAUCAUUGCAGAUUGUGUCCAUUGUAAAUAUAUAAAGUACCGCCAUCGGGAAAUGAAGUAUGCAGCUCCCUGCUGACUACUACCUCAUUGUCAAUUUGUCGACGUUUAUCCGAAAUUACCUGUUUUAUUCUCACAUCUUCACAUACCUGAGCCAUCAUCGUUGUUUUAUCAAUAAAAGAAUAACAGGUUACUCUCCCUCAUUGUUCUUGCCAAAACAUUUGUAACUAGUUCUGGGUUUUUCGCAUCCUGUCAAUCCUCGACAGACUGUAAAGGUAAAAGCAUGCUUCGUGUUGACCAUACGACUUGACCAUCAGUGGGUUUGAGCCCCGUUCUGGUUGCUGUGUUUGUAUGAGCAUCAGUGUGUCAGAAUUGGUCCCUUGAUGACGAAUUGCAGAAGGGGGCGGGUAACUUGAGUUCCUGCUUCUGUGCUACGAGUAUUUAUUGUGUGAAAUAUAUCAUUUGGCAAUGGUGUACAUUGAUAUCUCUGAUUGUUGAAUCACCAAUAUCUGUGUAAUUUUCUGUUUUUGAUUUUCAAAAAGGCUAAAAGGAAUCAAUGAAUUAAAUACUCACUGAACUCUG